GCUGACGAGACGCUGAUCCCAGCCGCACAGUGAGUGGCUACUGCAAAAGGUGUGUCGUCCUCCGAAAAAGCCAGCUCUUAUAAGUUCCCUCCAGCCAGGCAGCUAGAUGAGUCAGCGGAAGGAGCGCCGCGGGAUCCACGUGGACCAGUCAGAGCUGCACUGCAACAAGGGCUGCGGUUACUAUGGCAAUGCCGCCUGGCAGGGCCUGUGCUCCAAGUGCUGGCGGGAGGAGUACCAGCGGGCCCGGCAGAAGCAGAUCCAGGAGGACUGGGCCCUAGCUGAGAAGCUGCAGAGGGAGGAGGAGGUUGCCUAUGCCAGCAUCCAGGGGGCCCAGUCCCAGCCCCAGGCACAACCCCAGGCCUCUCUGGCGCCCUUCUCCAAGUUUGAGGAGAAGAAGACCAAUGAGAAGACACGCAAGGUGACCACUGUGAAGAAGUUCUUUAGUCCCUCGUCACGGACAGCCCCCAAGAAAGCCCCCACUGUGGGAGAGGAGAAGCUGACAGGCCUCAGGGACUGGAGAGGAAUGUUUACUCCCCCUUGGGAAAUGGGCUCUCCCACCGAAGAGAACCAGGAGGGCAAGACCCCCAGCCCCUCCAUCAGCCGCCAAUCAAGCAUUGAGACGGACCGUGUCUCCAGAGACUUUGUGGACUUCCUGAAGACCCUGCAUAAGCCUGGCCGUGAGGUUCACAAGCAGAGCCGAGCCUUCAUCGAGAUCAUGGCCAACAAAAAGGACUUGAGUGCUGACGAGCUGUCAGAGUGUGUCCAAGACUUCUACCAGAAUUUGUCCGACCGCCUCAUGACUCAUUUUAAAGGCUCUUCAGAGCGUGUGGAGCGAGUGAUGGACGAGGUGGAGAAGUACAUUAUGACACGCCUGUAUAAGAGUGUCUUCUGCCCCGAGACCACAGACGAUGAGGAGAAAGACCUGGCCACUCAGAACCGGAUACGGGCGUUACACUGGGUGGACAUUCAGAUGCUUUGUGUGCCAGUGGAUGAGGAGAUCCCAGAGGUUUCAGACAACGUGGUCAAAGCCAUAACAGAUGUCAUCGAGAUGGACUCCAAGCGGGUACCCCGGGACAAGUUAGCGUGCAUCACGCGCUGCAGCAAGCACAUCUUCAGCGCCAUCAAGAUCACGAAGAGCGAGCCAGCCUCGGCCGACGACUUCCUGCCCACCCUGAUCUACAUCGUGCUGAAGGCCAACCCUCCACGCCUGCAGUCCAACAUCCAGUACAUCACCCGCUUCUGCAACCCCAGCAGGCUCAUGACUGGAGAGGACGGAUACUACUUCACUAACCUGUGCUGUGCAGUUGCCUUCAUCGAGAAACUGGACGCCCAGUCUCUCAACUUGGACCCAGAGGACUUUGAGCGCUACAUGUCGGGCCAGGCCUCUCCUCGCAGGCCUGAGGCAGACAGCGGCUGGCCCCAGGUAGACCCUCCUAGUGGUUCUGCCGCCUCCAGUCCCGCCCUAUCCCAGGUCUACCAGAACCUGGACCUCCUGUCUGGCCUGGGGAGCCGACAAGACAGGGUUCUGGAGGGGGUGCAGAGUCUGCAGAGAGACCUGAUCACCUGGCAGGAGAGUGUGGAGCGAGAGGUGCAGGAGAUCCUGGAGAAGUACCCACUGGAGAUCCGCCUACCCACCCCCUCCGCCAUUGACUCAGACAACGUGGAAAACGACCGGCUGCCACCACCACUGACGCCUCAGGUGUUUGCUGGGUAAUGUCUCUGCAGAAUCGGAGGCAACAAAGGGCUUCUUGAACAAAUGACUGCGCCUCUCUAAUGUCUUGAGACAUCAUUGGCUCUUCACUUUGGUGAGGUUCAGGAAGUGGCAGCGCCUCCUGUCUCCACUGCUACGCUUUUAAACAUUCUCACAUACUGUAAGCUUUGGUCCAUUUUGGCCCCUAGACCCUUUUCUGAUAGCAUUCACAGAUCUUACUAUCUGGUUAAAUUAAGCAUUAAUAGAUCAAAAGGAUGGACUAAGUUUGAGUAAAAGGGUUUAGGGACUGAAAUGAAGCCAAGCCAAAACAAUGCUCCUGCAUACACAUACUCCUUUUAGACCAGACCUCUUCAGAUGGCCUCACACUAUGUAUGGCGGAGUUGGGAUUCGGCCCUAGUCUGUAAUCCUCUACACCCCGCUGCACAGACCCAAACGGCACAUCUUGAUACUGUAAGAUUACUUCUCCAGCUUGUAGUGCCGAAAGGGGUAUGUAUUUUUAGAUAGCUGCUGCUGAAUUUGGGAAACGCUGACUUCUGCAUCUUGCAGUAUGCACUCUGCAGAAUUGUAUAAUCUGCUUGCAUGUGCUCUUCUCCUAUCCUUCUUGAGUCUCCAGCAAGGGACCAGGGUGCAGGCUAAUUGUGCGCAAUGGGGGAAAAGGGAUGUUUCAUCCAAAACCAAAGGUCUUAAGCUGGUUCUUAUGUGAUUAUGCCCCAAUGAGUGGUCUCAACUAAUAUUUGUAAUGGUAAUAUAGAGCACUUAAUCAUCAGAAAAGUAUGAAUUAGGUAAGUAAGGUACUUUUAACUUCUCUCAUUAAUUUUAUAUCUCAACUAUGUGUCAGUAUAAGAGCCCUUACUGUAAGUAUUAAAGGACCUUUUUCCUGAUGAUGUGAUCUGACCAGGAAAACUCCUGUUACACUCAUGUAGGAUGCCCAUGAGGCAUAGUAAUGCUGAAGCAUGCUUCUUGUUGUACCAUGGAAUCACAGGGCGAUACUUUUUUUUUGAUAGUUGAACCAUGGUGCUGAUGCUGUACACUACAAUGUGUACUACAAUACAAUGUGUACGUUCCUAAAUGAGCAAUGUAUUAAAAGGGAAUUUAUUCCCCCAGGUACAUAAUAUGUAUUGGUUGGGCAUAACAAUAUUAUUGGGGGGCAAUGUAAGAAGUUAGCUUUUUAACACGUUAAUGUUGGAUAAACAAUUACUACCUAAGGUAUUAUGAGAGGCAAAGCACAUACAGUGGGGCAAAAAAGUAUUUAUUCAGCCACCAAUUGUGCAAGUUCUCCCACUUAAAAAGAUGAGAGGCCUGUAAUUUUCAUCAUUGGUACACUUCAACUAUAACAGACAAAAUGAGAAAAAUAAAUCCAGAAAAUCACAUUGUAGGAUUUUUAAUGAAUUUAUUUGCAAAUUAUGGUGGAAAAUAAGUAUUUGGUCACCUACAAACAAGCAAGAUUUCUGGCUCUCACAGACCUGUAACUUCUUAAGAGGCUCCUCAGUCCUUAACUCGUUACCUGUAUUAAUGGCACCUGUUUGAACUUGUUAUCAGUAUAAAAGACACCUGUCCACAACCUCAAACAGUCACACUCCAAACUCCACUAUGGCCAAGACCAAAGAGCUGUCAAAGGACACCAGAAACAAAAUUGUAGACCUGCACCAGGCUGGGAACACUGAAUCUGCAAUAGGUAAGCAGAUUGGUUUGAAGAAAUCAACUGUGGGAGCAAUUAUUAGGAAAUGGAAGACACUGAUAAUCUCCCUCGACCUGGGGCUCCACGCAAGAUCUCACCCCGUGGGGUCAAAAUGAUCACAAGAACGGUGAGCAAAAAUCCCAGAACCACACGGGGGACCUAGUGAAUGACCUGCAGAGAGCUGGGACCAAAGUAACAAAGCCUACCAUCAGUAACACACUACGCCGCCAGGGACUCAAAUCCUGCAGUGCCAGACGUGGCCCCCUGCUUAAGCCAGUACAUGUCCAGGCCCGUCUGAAGUUUGCAAGAGAGCAUUUGGAUGAUCCAGAAGAAGAUUGGGAGAAUGUCAUAUGGUCAGAUGAAACCAAAAUAUAACUUUUUGGUAAAAACUCAACUCGUUGUGUUUGGAGGACAAAGACCAAAGAAUGCUGAGUUGCAUCCACGAACACCAUACCUACUGUGAAGCAUGGGGGUGGAAACAUCAUGCUUUGGGGCUGUUUUUCUGCAAAGGGACCAGAACGACUGAUCCGUGUAAAGGAAAGAAUGAAUGGGGCCAUGUAUCGUGAGAUUUUGAGUGAAAAACUCCCUCCAUCAGCAAGGGCAUUGAAGAUGAAACGUGGCUGGGUCUUUCAGCAUGACAAUGAUCCCAAACACACCGCCCGGGCAACGAAGGACUGGCUUCGUAAGAAGCAUUGAGGUCCUGGAGUGGCCUAGCCAGUCUCCAGAUCUCAACCCCAUAGAAAAUCUUUGGAGGGAGUUGAAAGUCCGUGUUGCCCAGCAACAGCCCCAAAACUUCACUGCUCUAGAGGAGAUCUGCAUGGAGGAAUGGGCCAAAAUACCAGCAACAGUGUGUGAAAACCUUGUGAAGACUUACAGAAAAUGUUUGACCUCUCUGUCAUUGCCAACAAAGGGUAUAUAACAAAGUAUUGAGAAACUUUUGUUGGUGAUCAAAUACUUAUUUUCCACCAUAAUUUGCAAAUAAAUUCAUUAAAAAUCCUACAAUGUGAUUUUCUGGAUUUUUUUUCUCAUUUUUUCUCUCUCUUUGUCUGUCAUAGUUGAAGUGUACCUAUGAUAUAAAUUACAGGCCUCAUCUUUAAGUGGGAGAACUUGCACAAUUGGUGGCUGACUUAAUACUUUUUUGCCCCACUGUAACACUCCUCAAUUAAUUUGUAACUUGAACAAAUACUUUUUGAUUGUUUCCUUGGUGUACUGCUGCUGUGCGAUUCCAAGUCAGCGGAAGCAGAAAAUAUUGUUGUCUCAGGUUGUUCUGGCAAUUCUCACAUAGUAACUUUAUUGACAGGAAGGAUGUUUAGCAAGCUUUUUACAUUUGUAUCACAAACCAUUUUAGGCCCUCUUUAUACCUACGCCGUACAUGCCUCCUGUAAGACCCUAUGAUCUGUGAACAGUACAUGAUGCAGACAACAUCUUGGUGCCAUUAUACUCUUUAUAGUGUGAUCCAUUAUACUCUUUAUAGUGUGAUCCAUUACUCUUUAUAGUGUGAUCCAUUAUACUCUUUAUAGUGUGAUCCAUUACUCUUUAUAGUGUGAACCAUUAUACUCUUUAUCGUGUGAUCCAUUAUACUCUUUAUCGUGUGAUCCAUUAUACUCUUUAUCGUGUGAUCCAUUACUCUUUAUAGUGUGAUCCAUUAUACUCUUUAUAGUGUGAUCCAUUAUACUCUUUAUAGUGUGAUCCAUUAUACUCUUUAUAGUGUGAUCCAUUACUCUUUUAUAGUGUGAUCCAUUAUAUGGAGUAUGUCUAGAUUCUGAAAUACAAAUGUUCACAUUCAUUUAUUCAACAUUACAAAUACUAUUAUAAAUAUCUCAAAACUACCCUUUCUGAUUGUGUUCAUUUGAAUACAUAUUGUUUGGAACAAUAUACUCUACAAGUACAUCACAUUUACAGAGUGGGUUCUCUGCUAAUUCUGGAGUAAUAAUACAUUUUGCGCACCACCAACAUAGUGAAUGAGGAAAAAUGGAUUUAAAGGGAACUCCAUCUGUUGGCGAUUACUAAAUGUGCAAGCCUAAAGGAGGGAUGAGAUUGGUUAAUGACGUAUAAUGUCAAUUUCUAUGUAUAAAAUGUAUGAUUUAUUUAACAGUAGCAGAGAGUCACUCUGGAAAUGUGACAUUUGAAGAGUAUAUUGUUGAAAACUGUUUAAAAUUAAGAAAUCAAGUUGAGAUAUUCAUUAAUAUUUGUUGUUUUAUAAAUUGAUGUGAAAGUGUAUUUCAGAAUCUAGACAUACAUUAUAUGCAGUAUCACACUAUAAAGAGUAUAAUGACACCAAGAUGGUCUGUAUCAUGUACUGUUCACAGAUCAUAGGGUCUUACAGGAGGCAUGUAUAGGUAUAAAAAGGGCCUAAACUGGCCACUUUCAACAUGAUUUUCUCAAAAAUAUUUUGCAAUGCGAAUGUAAAAAGCAUGUCAAACAUCCUUCCUCCCAAUGAAGUUCCUAUGUGAGAAUUACCAGAACGAUCUUCCUCUGGGCUAGAAUCGACCUGCUAUACUUCUAAUUUAUUUUGAUGGUGCAGAAUUCUGUCUGUAAAAUGUAUGUCAAAGUAAUGAUACUACUUAAGCUAAAUGUGAGAACGUAUCAAUAUGCGUGCUAAAAUAUGUGGCCCUUUAAUUUUAUUAUCACAUUCAAACGGUUUGAAAAUAUUUAAGAGGAUGCCAGUCUAGUGAAACAAAGGAUUAAUAGAGGACUUUCAGUUAAUACGCUUCUUUUCCAUUUUGCAACAGAUCUGGGAGCACCAUCCUAAGUUUAUUCUUCAGACAGUGGUACAAUCUGUGAAACCUGAAGUUGACCAAGACGCAGGUUACUGUGUUAUGUACAAAAUGCCAGUGAACCGCUGAUAUAUGGAGGUGGCAUGUUGUAUAUCAUAAUGUAAUCGUGAAAUAUGGAUGAUACCUGGGGAAUGUUCAGUGGGGCGAAACGCUCAGAACAAUGCAGAAGGGACACUUCUUAACAGUUCAAUCUGAUUAACGCAUGGUGUUUGCUAUCAGCAAUCCAUUGAACGUUUUAAUCACCUGAAUAAGCCCCUGGUUGUAAAGUGUUAAUUAGCAUCACUCAUUCCGUUGUUACACAUAGACAUAACAGGUACUCUACUUUAACACUGUAAUCAACUGUGACUGACUGCUAAGGGGUCUCUUAAGAGAUUUCUAAACAAGUAUGUGUAUAUUUAUGUAAACUUUUAAACUGAAUGGCACAUCACUUUUUAUUAUGGACAUGUAACUUAUAAGAAUAGCCUUGUUUUACCGUGUCUAUUGUCAGUGUAUUAAUUGCCAUUCAAUGAAUAAACCCCUGGAUUUCAAAUCCA
Oncorhynchus masou masou (cherry salmon) is the source of this 6699-nucleotide messenger RNA. Its product is annotated as rab5 GDP/GTP exchange factor-like. Bases 107 to 1714 code for a protein of 535 amino acids. Gene Ontology annotation, molecular function: small GTPase binding; zinc ion binding; DNA binding. The record is from RefSeq and is a predicted model, not a curated record. Lineage: Eukaryota; Metazoa; Chordata; Actinopteri; Salmoniformes; Salmonidae. Gene Ontology annotation, cellular component: cytosol; endocytic vesicle. Gene Ontology annotation, biological process: vesicle-mediated transport. The transcript is spliced from 10 exons.